This is a messenger RNA of Epinephelus fuscoguttatus (brown-marbled grouper), 1902 nucleotides long. RefSeq names its product dickkopf-related protein 1-like. The transcript has 4 exons. Gene Ontology annotation, molecular function: receptor antagonist activity; co-receptor binding. NCBI's taxonomy places the organism in Eukaryota, Metazoa, Chordata, Actinopteri, Perciformes, Serranidae. The record is from RefSeq and is a predicted model, not a curated record. Bases 519 to 1280 code for a protein of 253 amino acids. Gene Ontology annotation, cellular component: extracellular region. Gene Ontology annotation, biological process: negative regulation of canonical Wnt signaling pathway; multicellular organism development.
AAAUUAGCACUUGUGUUAGGGGAAAAAUAUAAAUAAAAUGGAACAUUUCUCAUUUAUUCAGUGUUUUUAUGACUGAAAACGUGAUUUAAUUCCAACUAAAUUGAGUGUAUCCUGACUGGAUAUGCUUUAUUGCCAGUAUGCGUUCCUAAGAGAUGGGCAUUCAGACUCUGCAGGUCAUUAUCAUUACACAAACAUUGUGAAACGCAGUCCUGUCGCGCAGAAUGGAUGGCCAUUUCCGUACAGUGGGGCUCUCUCUUUGAAAUUCCAUCCCUCCGCCUUUGUUGUGCACAGCGAGGGGCGGGAAGACAAACAGGUCCACAUGUAUAAAGAGAUCAUCCCAGGACUGAGAGGCAGGAGGCUUCGAAAGCAUCGUGCCGAAACUCUUUGGAAACUUUGGGAUUCGGGACUCCAAGGCCGCUUUGGACUUUGUCGCACUGACAUUUUUUUCUGUCUGUAAAUCAGAGGGAUUUUUUUUGUCCGUGUGUUUUUGCAAGAAAGCAGAAUUUAAAAGGAGAAUCAUGCAGAUACCGGCAGCGCAUCGCUUCUUGGCUGUGUAUCUCACGCUGUUUGGAUACCUUGGGGACGUUUACACCGGGACAGUCCUGGUGAACUCCAAUGCCAUCAAAAACUUGCCCGGUGCUUCGGGUGGCAAAGGCGCCGACUCUGUCAGUCCGAGUCCGCGCACCUCUCCCUCCAGCGGCAUGGGACACAAGUUACCCGCAGACACCUUGCAGCAGUCAGGUGUUUGCACAGAUGAUGAAGAUUGUGGAGGUGAUGAAUUCUGCAACGACGCCCGCGGCGCCUGUCUGCCCUGCCGUAAGAGCCGGAAGCGUUGCGCACGGGACUCAAUGUGUUGUGCAGGAAACCGCUGCAGCAAUGGUGUUUGUCAGGCAAAUGACAUAGAUACUACAGAUGCAUCUAUCACCACUGGCUGGCACAAACACAACAACACUAUGGAGCAUCAUGCCAAGAAGCCUCCCAGUGCCCCCGGCAAUCAGCCUCAUGCCUCAAAAGGCCAGGAGGGGGAUACUUGCCUGAGAUCUGCAGACUGCUCUGAGGGUCUGUGCUGUGCCAGACACUUCUGGUCUCGCAUCUGUAAGCCUGUGCUGACUGAGGGCCAGGUGUGUACGCGCCACCGCAGGAAAGGCACCCAUGGCUUGGAGCUUUUCCAGCGCUGCGACUGUGGCGACGGUCUGGCCUGCCGACCAGAGAAAGGAGAGCGAGAUCACAGUGUCAGCAGGACAGCAGCCCGGAACCUACACACCUGUCAGAGACGCUGACACAAAAGAGUGGACACACACACACACACACACACACACAGGGACAGAUAUACAGACACACACACACCCAGCAAACCCACAAAUCAGUCACAGACACUGACAGACACUUUUCAGCUUUGCAUACACCAGAGAUGCUGACACACACACACACACACACACAUAGAUACCCAACACCUAAGACAUUCUUUCCUGCCAAAGUUGCUGACACAAACAGCACCCGGAAGGAUAGACAUGAUUCCUGGAAAAGUGAUACACCCAGAGGGAUGCAACAGUGAAAGAUGGACUGAUCCGAUUCCCCAUCAACAGAUGAGGAGUCGGAAGUUAGGAAGUGACAUUUCAGAAGUCUUGGGAAGAUCGAUUCAUGUCGUCGGUAAUGGCAGAGCUGUUUUGUUUCUCUUUUUAUGGAACUUCAGUGCAACAGUUAUUGCAGUAAAUUACUGUAUUGUAAAUAUUAUCCUCAAUGUGGCACUUAUGCUAUGGAAUCCUGUCAACACCAGUAUUAUAGAGACAUGGUGCUGCAUGAAAUGUAAAUGUGUUAUAUAUAUAUUAUAUAUAUAUAUAUAUAUAUUGUUUAGAAAAAUUGGAAUAUAUUUGUUUUAUUAAACAUCAUGUUAUAACCAUA